AUGACGAUGCUUUUAAGCAGGCCGGAGCAGUGGGAUAAAGAUGAUGACAUUGAAGAAGGGGAUCUUCCCGAACACAAGAGGCCUCCAGCACCAAUAGAUUUCUCAAAAAUUGAUCCAGGCAAGCCUGAAAGUAUCCUGAAGCUGACAAAAAAGGGGAAGACUCUGAUGAUGUUUGUCACGGUGUCGGGAAAUCCCACAGAAAAGGAGACAGAAGAAAUUACUAGCCUGUGGCAGGGCAGUCUCUUCAAUGCAAACUAUGAUGUGCAAAGGUUUAUUGUUGGCUCAAAUCGUGCCAUCUUCAUGCUACGUGAUGGUGGUUAUGCCUGGGAGAUCAAAGACUUUCUGAUAAAUCAAGAAAGGUGUGCAGAUGUUACUCUGGAAGGUCAGGUUUAUCCUGGCAAAGGAGCAGGAGACAGUGAGAAAGUGAAAAACAAAACAAAACCUGAAAAAGCAAAGAAGAAAAAAGAUGGAGACAAGAAAUCUAAUGGUGUCAAAGAGGACAACCGAGCAACCAAACAGAAAGAGGAGCUAUGACAGAUGUGUUAACCAGACUGAAUGCUGCUCUGCUGUUCCUUGAAGGGAAACUAAAUCUCCAUACAAUUCCUGGCUUUAUUGGGG
Molecule: messenger RNA, 618 nt
Organism: Egretta garzetta (little egret)
Lineage: Eukaryota; Metazoa; Chordata; Aves; Pelecaniformes; Ardeidae
Gene: MESD
Product: mesoderm development LRP chaperone
Exons: 5
Coding region: 1-534 (177 amino acids)
Biological process (GO): protein folding
Molecular function (GO): low-density lipoprotein particle receptor binding
Source: RefSeq, a predicted model, not a curated record